Schizosaccharomyces cryophilus OY26 is the source of this 1928-nucleotide messenger RNA. RefSeq names its product kinetochore protein Mis16. The transcript is spliced from 3 exons. The coding region runs from base 512 to 1816 and encodes 434 amino acids. Lineage: Eukaryota; Fungi; Ascomycota; Schizosaccharomycetes; Schizosaccharomycetales; Schizosaccharomycetaceae. Gene Ontology annotation, biological process: regulation of gene expression. Gene Ontology annotation, cellular component: Rpd3L-Expanded complex; nucleus; Rpd3L complex. Gene Ontology annotation, molecular function: histone binding. The record is from RefSeq and is a predicted model, not a curated record.
GGAUUUAACUUACUUUGUUAUAUAAGUAAAGUAAAUUCAAACCUGAAGUCAAGUAUGAUGGUUGGAGUCUUAGGACGAAGAAAAUGCAUCCGUUCCGUCUUCAGUGAUGAAUUGAGUAGCCAUCCCGGUCGUUGAUUGUUUCCCAUCCUUCAAGGGUGGGGUGGUUUCUCGUACAUUUUUGUUUUAAUUUCGUUUGUUAUUAGUCGUUGAAUGUUUGUUAUUUAGAAGAAAUAAGAGUGAAGAUUGUGAAUGAAAGUUGUAUUGUAUGUAGACUAUUGUAUUGGAACGGAAGUUGAUCUGGGAAACGAAGUUUAACUUUUAAUGAUUUGUUGGUGUAUGGAGAUAUGUGUUGUAUUAUGCUUGGCAAAGAAAUUUAGUUCUUUCUGGGUGGUGAGAUUAUGAGGGCUUUGUUUGUCGAUUGUGUAGUGAUUUGAGUGCACAAGCUUGAUCAAGCGUCGUGAAAGCACCAUUAAUCGUGUUUGUAUUGAGACAUUUCAAUUUACCAAAAACCAUGUCCCAAGAAGAAUCUGUUGCAACAGACAUGCAGGUAGGCGAUGAGCAACAGCAAGUUGAAAAAGAAGUUGAGUUAGAAAAAGUAAUUCAGGAAGAAUAUAAACUUUGGAAACAAAACGUACCCUUUCUCUACGAUUUAGUUAUUACUCAUGCCCUGGAGUGGCCCUCUUUGACGGUUCAGUGGUUACCAGAUAAACAGACGGUAUCAGGCAAAGAUUAUUCUGUUCAACGGCUUCUCCUAGGAACCCAUACUUCAGGCCAUGAUCAAAAUUAUCUGCAAGUGGCUUCUGUCCAAUUGCCCAAUUUUGACGAGGAUACUAUCGACAUUACGCCAGCUAAUGUUCGUAGAGCCCAACGUGAAGGCUCUUACAACAUCGAAAUUACUCAAAAGAUUUGUCACGAUGGCGAAGUGAAUCGGGCUCGCUAUAUGCCUCAAAAUCCUGACAUUGUUGCUACUAUGGGCGUUGCUGGAAAUUCUUAUAUUUUUAACUUGAAUGAUCACGGCGCUUUACCAACUAACAAUUCUUUACCACAAGCUAUCCUUCACGGUCAUACUUCCGAAGGAUAUGGUCUUUGCUGGAACCCUAACCAAACUGGCCGUCUAGCAACUGCCGCUGAAGAUCAGUUCAUUUGUUUAUGGGACAUCAACACAUCCUCCUUUUCAGCUACCCAGUCAGUGGAUUUAUCUCCUACCGCAAAAUUUCAUCGACAUUCUGAUAUUGUUAAUGAUGUCCAAUAUCAUCCUCAACAUGAAGCCCUUUUAGUUUCAGUGUCCGAUGACUGUACUUUACAGAUACAUGAUACUAGGUUAAACCCUAACGAUCGCGCUCCUAAGGUUAUUCACGCUCACUCAAAAGCCAUUAAUGCUGUAGCUAUUAACCCUUUUAAUGACUACUUGUUAGCUACUGCAAGUGCAGAUAAAACAGUUGCUCUUUGGGACCUUCGAAAUCCUCAUCAGCGCCUUCAUACUUUAGAAGGACAUGAGGACGAUGUCUAUGGCCUAGAGUGGUCUCCUCAUGACGAACCUAUUUUGGCUUCUAGUUCUACCGAUCGCCGUGUUUGCAUAUGGGAUCUUGCCAAAAUUGGAGAAGAACAGUCUGCAGAGGAUGCUGAGGACGGUGUCCCUGAGUUGUUAUUUAUGCACGGCGGGCAUACAAACAGAAUUUCAGAAUUUAGCUGGUGUCCAAGUGAGCGCUGGGUCCUUGCUAGUUUAGCUGACGAUAACAUCCUUCAGGUAUGGAGUCCUUCCAGAGUUCUUUGGGGUCGUGACGAUGUACAAAUAUCAUCUCGAGAUUUAGAGUAAUACAAAAAAAGAAAACAUGACUUAUUAUAAAAAGUUGUAUACAUUUUAGUUUCACCAUCUUUUCAAAAUAGCCUACGAACUAACCAAUACAUGAUUCCUCCUUUAUUGACUA